GAUUAAUUAUGAAAGGAUUAAAUCAAGGAUUUGUGGGAUCCGUUUUUGGCCACAUGGAAAAAGACCGAGAAAAGAGAAGGGUGGCAGAGGCGCGAGCAGAGGAGAAGAACAGCGCAUAAUCGAAGAAGAAGAAGAGAGGAGAGUAUGGUGUGUUCCACGACUUGAACGCUGGCACGGCAAGGGAGGGGUCGACGCGAGCUGAAAGAGGAGGGAGGAGAACCCGAACCAGAGUGGUGGCCCGUGGACGCAAGAGGGAGCCCAAGAACUCGACGACGGCGUCCGUAGUAGGAGCUGGCAUCGAUGUAGCCAAAAAACAGAUGGGAGACAGUGUAGGUGCGAGGCCGCUGGGUUACCCUCCGAAACGACCAAGGGUACUCGCGACCCGCCACUGGCCUCCGAAUUGUGGGUCGAGAAGGGAUGGCGGAGCUAGCAGCGGCGGAGGUGGAGCUACAGCGACGAUGACCCCGGGAGAGACGCUGCCCGAGGAAGAGGAAGAGUACCCAGGAGAGGGUUUUGGCGAGGAAGUGGAGAAGGAAGGAGUGGGAGGGAAUGGCGACGCCACGGAAGAAGAAGAGUAGAAGGUAAACUCUCCUCCCACUGUUUUGGAAUUUAAUGACAUCGAAUUGGAAAUUUGAUGAAUAGUAAGGGGCGUAUAUGUCUUUUUGGAGUUGGGGCGAUUUGGUAAAAUUUAGGAAGUUUAGGCGCCGUAAAAUAAUUGACCAGGCUUGGGGUGAGUUCGCAAAGAGUAAAUAUUUGAGUAUCGGAUUGGAAAUAAGCCGUUUGGACUAGAAUGUUGAAAUUAGAAAGUGGGGAUUGGCCCGAGGGACUAAAUUGUGUAAUUCUGG
Linum trigynum is the source of this 845-nucleotide messenger RNA. The record is from the annotation of a GenBank genome assembly. NCBI's taxonomy places the organism in Eukaryota, Viridiplantae, Streptophyta, Magnoliopsida, Malpighiales, Linaceae.